GACACCAGUUUAAUCAUUGUGCUUGGCAAGAAUGCGCUCUAAAUUCACUGUCUGCCUGCACGUUCAUUUUGAUGGUGGAUCGAUUCAUUUAUGAGCUUUUCUGUCACUCUGCUUCAACUCUGCACAGCAAAACAUCACCUGGAUCUGCUCAAAUGCAUCUAACUGAGGAUUGUAGACUUCUCCUGCUGGAUCGGUGAGCCAGAUGAACAACCCUACACCCCUUCACUUCUACAGAACCAAGGGGAAGAAUGUGUGUGUUCUCAUGCUACUGUGUGUUCCCCUCUCCAUGAUGGACAUCCCUGGUCCUUGCAAACAUGCCAUAACCAUGGACCACCUGCUUCAACUAAAACAACUGAUCAGCAACCAGUUGCGGACUGGCUGUUCAAUCACAUAUACAUUCAUAGAGAGAAAACACCUGAGCGUGGUGUGUUAUGUCAAAGCUGCUCUGCCAAGGGUGCUUGAACUGUUUAACGUCCAUUUCAAAUACGUGCGGGGCUCAGGAAGUGCUCAAGCAGUGGUCUCCAUACAGAACCUCAUUCUCAACAUCUACUCCCAACACUGCAUACCUUCACUGGACGAGCAACUGGAGGAGGACCCUGUAGCAUUCGAGAGGCAAUACAAUGAGUCUCCUCUCCAGGCACUUCAAAGAGUCGAGGAGGUUUUGUCCCUCUACUUGCACCUCAUCACAACCACAAACACUCCUGUUAACUGGACCUGUGAGCAAGAGUAUAGCAGCAAUCUACCCCCUACUGCAACACAGCUAACCACCAGCACAGAGGUCGCGGUGGGAUUAUUCGGGCAAGAUCCUCAGGAGUCCUUCAGCGAUGAUUUUUACAGGCUGGGCUUCAUUGUGGUCUCCAUCUGUGGAGGAUUUCUUAUCGUACUCACUGCCUACUGCCUACUAGAGAGAAAGAAGCUGCAGCGUCAGCUUUACAGAACAAGAAUUUCAUCAGACUGGGGAUUACAAGUUGUCGAAAACUUUGAAAUCCAAGAGGAAGUAUACCAGAUGAAUGACCGACGGACACAGCUUGGCUCACACCUCUCCACUGCCUUCUAAACGAUUUGCUCUUUCUGGAUGCUCACAGAAGAGUAUAAACAGUGAACUAGACUUUCUGAUGCUUCAGGAAGACCACGACCAUGAUCAGAGGAGGCAAACUGAAGAGAUAUGUCUGAUCUGUCAAGCUAACUCAUACGCCUUGGACCUUGUACACAUGUAAAUGUGCAUAUUACUACAAACAUCUAUUUCUGGACUACUGGAAAAGUCAAAGUAUUGCAUGCUCAGUAAUGCUACAGUUACAUCAAUCCACAACACCUACUGUAUGAGCUAGAGGAGGAAAAUCAUUCAAUCCUAGUUUGUUUCAUAGUUGGUUUCAUUUGUCAGUCUACUAUAUUGAUG
Messenger RNA from Sinocyclocheilus rhinocerous, 1396 nucleotides. It is a transcript of the gene csf1b, whose product is annotated as colony stimulating factor 1b (macrophage). Gene Ontology annotation, molecular function: growth factor activity; cytokine activity. The transcript has 9 exons. Lineage: Eukaryota; Metazoa; Chordata; Actinopteri; Cypriniformes; Cyprinidae. Gene Ontology annotation, cellular component: membrane. The record is from RefSeq and is a predicted model, not a curated record. The coding region runs from base 203 to 1057 and encodes 284 amino acids.